Messenger RNA from Penicillium bovifimosum, 2376 nucleotides. RefSeq lists its product as uncharacterized. NCBI's taxonomy places the organism in Eukaryota, Fungi, Ascomycota, Eurotiomycetes, Eurotiales, Aspergillaceae. The transcript is spliced from 2 exons. Bases 1 to 2376 code for a protein of 791 amino acids. Gene Ontology annotation, molecular function: protein binding. The record is from RefSeq and is a predicted model, not a curated record.
AUGCAAUCUCAUCUAACGAGACGGGUCUUCCGGGCAAUUAUCAACAACGAACCACUUCGCUAUUCGCAAUGCCACCGAACCCGCCUACUACACACAAUUACACCUGCGCGUGUACGAACUGCCAUCCCUGGCCUUCCUUAUACCUCGCGGCGCAACAUCUUUGUCUUUACCUCAGACCCUGAGCGCACACCAACCACUUUGCCCUCCGAAAAGGGCCUGAAACCAAUGGCAGAUCUCAUGAGGGCACUUAAAGAUAGAAGCCGAACUCCCCCGGCAGAUAUUCUCGCGAAAGCAUUCCAAACUUUCUUUACAAUGCGGCUGGAAAACCCGAUGCUCAUCAGCCAUUUCCAAGCUCGCGCGUUGAUCGUCACCUUCAAGCAUUUAAGGUCCCAGCAGGACGAGAUGGAGGAAAGUGACUGGCAGAAUGUCUUCUCGACCGAGAAUCUUGAAAAAGUCCUGGAUGUGCUCUCUGAGUCUGAGUGUGCCCCGCAGGCUCGUGAAGUUGUUAUGAACCUGGCUCGAUACGCAUAUCAAGAACUUAACCUUGAUCACGGAUUCGGUCCAGGGAAGAUCAGCCGGCCAGCGCUCAGUCUAUAUAUCAAUAUCUUGGCUAUGAAUGGCAACCCGGAGGAUGCCAGACAUACGUUGUUGAAGUUUUGGGGCCAAAUGAGCAAGGUUACCCCGUCGCCAUGGCUCACGAUUUUGAAAGGAUUUGCCAUGAAGAACGACCUGCGACAGGUACGGAAGAUUGUGGAUGAGUGGGGCAAUCAUGGCAACAAGUUCGACCAAGCCUCGCAUGAAGAGCUAGUGAAAUUCCUCAUCGAUCACAAUCAGUUGAAGGCGGCUCAAACCGUCUACGACUACCCAAUCGCUGAUGGCUCGCAGCCCUCCAUGGCCGCGAGUGAGGCUCUCAUCAAACAUUAUCUGUUGAACUCUCGCUUGGAGUCGGCUGAGGGAAUCUUUAACUCUCUCCCGGACGAACCCAACGAAGAAACCGCUAGUAUUAUUUUGCUCAUGGCUGCCGCCAAGGGUAGCAACGCAUCUGCUCUUGCGCAAAAGGUUGAUUCAUGGACUGCAAAGAAUCCUCAGAUCAAGGAAGCCAUCACCAUUGACAUCGUCAACGAUCUUCUUCAGUACGCCAAUGCCUUGCAAAAUCCGCAGCUGGCUUCUGAUUUCAUGACGCUGGCAGACCAAUGGGGUCUCAUCCCAGAUAGCCAAACCUACAUCUUGCAAUUAGAGUCUCGUAUUCAAGCCGGCGAUGUCGAACAGACACUGAAGGUUCUUGAAGAAGAUGUCGACGCCACUUCCCUCACAAGCGACAAUCUGCCAGUCGCAAAUAAGCUCAUUGCAAUGCUCUGUCGAUCCGAGGAAAAGGACGCCUUAUUCAACCAGAUCUCCUCCCUCCUCGACCCCCUUUUCCAAGACAACGUGCACCUGGAAUCAGCCACCAUCGCCGCAUUAACCCACAUGCUCCUCUACCGCCACGACCUCGAGGCCGUCUCCGAGCUCCUCCGUCCCCGACUAGGCAGCUACAGCGACGAAGAAAAGAUCCCAAUCCGCGACGCCCUCGCCGAAUUCAUCACCGACAAAACCCAAUCCGACACAGACGCCUGGAACGCCUACGAGCUCCUGAAAAUCGCCUUCCCAGAGACCCCCGUCUCAAUCCGCACAAAAAUCAUGACCUCCUUCUUCAACCGCCACCGCAGCGACCUCGCCGUCCUAGUCUUCGGCCACAUGCGCCAAGCCGACGAACCCUCUCGCCGUCCUAGACAAGACACCUACGCGCGCUGUUUCCAGGGCCUGGCGCGCACAGCAGAUGCCACAAACCUGGAGCUUGUGCACAACAUGCUGAAGCUGGAUCUCGAAGUCGAUCUCAACACGAGGAUUCAGAAUGGUCUGAUGAUGGCGUAUGCCGCCUGCGAAAUGCCGGAAAAAUCCAUGGAGAUCUUCCGCCAGAUCCUGCAGUCGGAGGAAGGUCCCUGUCACAAGACUAUUACUAUUUUCUUCAAGGCGUGCCAGAAACAUCAUAAUGGUGCUCAGGAGGCUAUUAAGAUGAUGUCCAAGGUGAAGAAGCUGGAGAUCACGAUGAAUCGUCCUCUUUACUCGGCGUAUAUGGAGGCGUUGGCCGCGCAGUGCGAGUUCGAUUUGGCUGUUGAGGCUAUCCGGAAUAUGGAGGCGGAGACUGGAAUGGCUCCUACGAGUAAUACUAUUGGGUUGUUCUAUAACGCUAUUCCGUAUCAGUACUGGAAAGAUGAGGUCGAGAAGUGGGCAAGCCAGACUUAUCCUGAGCAUUGGGAUCAUCUGAUGAAAAUGAAGCGCGUUGAGCGCGAGGAGGGACUUGAAUUCGAGGGCAUCUCGAAUGAUGUGUCAGUGUAA